This is a messenger RNA of Panthera uncia (snow leopard), 2361 nucleotides long. It is a transcript of the gene POLL, whose product is annotated as DNA polymerase lambda. Gene Ontology annotation, biological process: double-strand break repair via nonhomologous end joining. The transcript has 9 exons. Gene Ontology annotation, molecular function: DNA binding; DNA-directed DNA polymerase activity. Gene Ontology annotation, cellular component: nucleus. The coding region runs from base 100 to 1824 and encodes 574 amino acids. The record is from RefSeq and is a predicted model, not a curated record. NCBI's taxonomy places the organism in Eukaryota, Metazoa, Chordata, Mammalia, Carnivora, Felidae.
UUUACCCUCCCCCCACCCCCGCCGGCCCCCGACUUCCCACCCACCACGCCCUUCGUCUGCUCUCAUUGGCUGCCCUGGCCAGGAUCCGGCCAUCCCUCAAUGGACCCCAGGGGCAUAUUGAAGGCAUUUCCCAAGCGGAAGAAAAUUCACGCCGAUCCAUCAUCAAGAGCACUUGCAAAGAUUCCCAAGCAAGAAGAUGGAGAAGCAGAAGAAUGGCUGAGCUCCCUGCGGGCCCAUGUUGUGCCCAGUGGCAUUGGGCGAGCCCGGGCAGAGCUCUUUGAGAAGCAGAUUAUCCAGCACGGUGGCCAGAUAUGCUCUGCCCAGGCCCCAGGCGUCACUCACAUUGUGGUGGAUGAAGGCAUGGACUGUGAGCGAGCCCUCCGCCUCCUUCGACUGCCCCGGCUGCCCCAGGGCGCUCAGCUGGUGAAGUCCACCUGGCUAAGCCUGUGCCUGCAGGAGAGGAGGCUGGUGGACACGGCAGGAUUCAGCAUCUAUAUCCCUAACAGGUACCCGGACCAACCACACGUCAGCAAGGCAGACCAAGACUUUUCUGCUCCUCCUGGAGCCCAUGAGGCUCUGCUCAGGACAGCCCUCUCUCCUCCCUCUCCUCCCACGAGGCCUGUGUCUCCUCCCCAGAGGGCAGAAGAGGCCCUGAGCACCCAAGCCCAGCCUGGCUCUGAUGAUGAAACCAGUGAUGGGGAAGAGAACCAGGUUAGCGCAGCUGAUCUGGAAGCCCUUAUCAGUGGCCACUACCCCACACCCCUUGAGGGAGAUGAUGAACCAAGCCCAGCCCCUGAGGGCCUGGAUAAGUGGGUCUGUGCACAGCCUUCGAGCCAGAAGACAACUAACCACAACACCCACAUCACAGAGAAGCUGGAAGUGCUGGCCAAAGCCUACAAUGUUCAGGGAGACAAGUGGAGGGCCCUGGGCUAUGCCAAGGCCAUCAAUGCCCUCAAGAGCUUCCACAAGCCUGUCACCUCCUACCAGGAAGCCUUCAGUAUCCCCGGGAUUGGAAAGCGGAUGGCCGAGAAAAUCGUAGAGAUCCUGGAAAGCGGGCAUCUGCGGAAGCUGGACCAUAUCAGUGAGAGCGUGCCUGUCUUGGAGCUCUUCUCCAACAUCUGGGGAGCUGGAGCUAAGACUGCCCAGAUGUGGUACCAGCAGGGUUUCCGGACCCUAGAAGACAUCCGCAGCCAGGCCUCCCUGACUACCCAGCAGACCAUUGGCCUGAAGCAUUAUGAUGACUUUCUGGAACGCAUACCCAGGGAGGAGGCUGCAGAGAUUGAACAGACAGUCCGGGAAUCAGCUCAGGCCUUCGCCCCUGGGCUGCUGUGUGUGGCAUGUGGUUCUUACCGACGCGGGAAGGCAACUUGUGGUGAUGUGGAUGUGCUGCUCACUCACCCGGAUGGCCGGUCUCACCAGGGCGUCUUCAAUCGCCUCCUUGACAGCCUUCGACAGCAAGGGUUCCUGACGGAUGACCUGGUGAGCCAGGAGGAGAACGGCCAGCAGCAGAAGUACUUGGGUGUGUGCCAGCUCCCAGGGCCGGGGCGGCGGCACCGACGACUGGACAUCAUCGUUGUGCCCUACAGCGAGUUUGCCUGCGCCCUGCUCUACUUCACUGGCUCUGCCCACUUCAACCGCUCCAUGCGGGCUCUGGCCAAGACCAAGAGCAUGAGCUUGUCGGAGCAUGCCCUCAGCACCGCUGUGGUCCGGGACAGCCGAGGCCGCAAGGUGGGGCCUGGCCGAGUGCUGCCCACUCCCACUGAGAAGGAUGUCUUCAGGCUCUUAGGCCUACCCUACCGAGAGCCAGCCGAGCGGGACUGGUGACCCGUGGCUGGGGGGAAGGGGGACUGCCCCACCUGGCCAUCCAGUGCUUGUCUCCAGCCUUAGUGGGCUGAACCUCACUACUUCAACAGCCUGGGCCUGAGGGAAAGGGCCAGCCUGGCUCCCACGUUCUGUCCAGCCCUCUCCUCAACAAGAGCAGACCUGCUGGCCUUCUGCCUCCCCACUGCCUCUGGUGGAGUUCUGGACAUGCCCCCCCCCCCCCCCCCCCCGCCUCAUUUUAAACAAGAACAGCUGCUGGUGUGAAGCCAGUUUCCUGUGCUGAAGGCCCAGACACCCCCACUUCCCUGCCCAAGGAGGGUCUCUCUGCUGGGGGCAGGAUGGGGGCUGCAGGGGAGGGGCAAGCAGCUGUAGCUGAGCAUCACCUAAGACCCUUUGGAGCAAGAGAACAAGCCGUUUCACAUGUCCUCCCUCCCCCUAGCCCGCUUCCUGUGCAGCUGGAGGUGUGGGGACGGGGUGACCAGGCUUGGGGAGGAUAGCAUUUGAAGGCCCAGGGGCCCAGUAAAGUGCACUUGACAUUCA